Cololabis saira (Pacific saury) is the source of this 3829-nucleotide messenger RNA. RefSeq names its product zinc finger, RAN-binding domain containing 3 (gene zranb3). Lineage: Eukaryota; Metazoa; Chordata; Actinopteri; Beloniformes; Belonidae. Gene Ontology annotation, molecular function: ATP-dependent chromatin remodeler activity; ATP binding; endonuclease activity. The record is from RefSeq and is a predicted model, not a curated record. The transcript has 23 exons. Gene Ontology annotation, cellular component: nuclear replication fork. Gene Ontology annotation, biological process: DNA repair; replication fork processing. Bases 53 to 3391 code for a protein of 1112 amino acids.
UUUCAGCUCUAUUUCAGCUCUAUUUCAGCUCCUCGUUCAGCUCCUGCAGAGGAUGUCUGGCUGUGAUGAAAGAUGGUCGCAGCAACUGUCAGGACUUCCCAAGAAGCUCGUCCAGCGUCUGAUGCCGUUCCAGAGGGAGGGAGUGGAGUUCGUGUUGUCUAGAAAUGGACGGUGCAUGAUCGCUGAUGAGAUGGGCCUGGGGAAGACGGUGCAGGCCAUCGCGGCGGCGUACGCGUACAGGCAGGAGUGGCCCCUCCUGGUGGUGGUGCCGUCAUCGCUCAAGUACCCCUGGAUCGAGGAGCUGGAGAGGUGGAUCCCCGAGCUGCAGCCCGGAGACAUCAAUCUGGUGGAGAACAAGAGCCAGACCAUGGGCAUCGGCAGCAGCAAGGUGACGGUGCUGGGCUACGGCCUGCUCACCAGCGACGCGCGGGCCCUGGUGGAGGCGCUGACCCGGCAGCGCUUCGCCGUGGUGGUGGUGGACGAGUCGCACUACCUCAAGUCCAGGAACGCAGCGCGCACCAAGAUCCUGGUUCCUCUCAUCCAGAGCGCGGCGCGGGCCAUCCUGCUCACCGGCACGCCCGCCCUGGGACGGCCUGAAGAGCUUUUCAUGCAGGUUGAUGCUCUCCAUCCCAGGAGGUUCGGAACCUGGACAGACUACGCCAAGAAAUACUGCAACGCCCAUUACAGGUACUUCGGCUCCCGCAGACAGUGGGACUGCCGCGGGGCGUCCAACCUGACGGAGCUGCACCAGCAGCUGAGCCAGGUCAUGAUCCGUCGCCUCAAAGCCGAGGUGCUCACCCAGCUGCCCCCGAAGGUCCGCCAGCGCAUCCCCUUCGACCUGCCCAAAGACGCUGCAAAGGAGGCGUCGGCCAGCUUCGCGGAGUGGGAGAGUCUGAUGAAGGGCUUGGGAUCAGGGGCUGUCACAACAGACAACCCCUUCACCGAGGUCAUGGGCCUGGUUACUCGCAUGUACAAGCAAACAGCCAUCGCCAAGGCGGGAGCUGUGAAGGACUACAUUAAGAUGAUGCUGGAGGCAGAGCAGCUGAAGUUCCUGGUGUUCGCUCACCACCUCACCAUGCUGCAAGCCUGCACCGAGGCCGUCGUGGAGGCCAAGGUCGCUUACAUCCGGAUCGACGGCAGCGUGCCGUCGUCGGAGCGGAUCCAGCUGGUCCACCGGUUCCAGAACGACCCGGACACCCGGGUGGCCGUCCUCAGCAUCCAAGCAGCCGGCCAGGGUCUGACCUUCACCGCCGCCAGCCACGUGGUCUUCGCCGAGCUCUACUGGAACCCCGGACACAUCAAGCAGGCUGAAGACCGCGCCCACCGCAUCGGGCAGACGGCCUCCGUCAACGUGCACUACCUCAUCGCCAAGGGCACCUUCGACACGGUCAUGUGGUCCAUGCUCAACAGGAAGGAGGGAGUGACUGGCAGCACCCUGAACGGCAGGACGGCGCGCCUGAAGGCCGAUGAGGGCGACAGGGAGAAGUGGGAGUUCCUGAGCUUCGCCAACGCGUGGACACCCAGUGAGAUGGCGUUACCGCUGCAGGGAGACGCGGGGACCGUGGAAGACGACGUGUUCUUCACCCAUUUUGAGAAAGAGAAGCAGCACGACAUCCGUUCCUUCUUCUCCCCGAGCGGCAGCAAAGAGAAGAAGAGGAAGAGAACGGGAGACGGAGCAGCAUCCUCAGAGACGAAGGCAGACCUUGAAAACAGCGAGGAGAGGGAAGAAGGUUCCCAGGGCCGGGCUCCCGACUCGCCCGACCAGGACUUCUCCCCCAAGUCCAAGAGGCUGCGCACGCCGCGGGCCAGCCCGGCUCCCAGGGCCAGUCCGGCUCCCAGGGCCAGCCCGGCUCCCAGGGCUCCCAGUCGGGGGAGGAGGAGGUCGGUGGCGGGGAGCAGCGGCCCCGCCGGCCCCGCCGGCCCCGCCGGCCCCGCCGGCCCCGCCGGCCCCCCGACCUGGAGCUGCAGGGCCUGCACCUACUGCAACAGCAGCCUGCUGCCCUACUGCGAGAUGUGUGAGUUUCCUCGGUCGUCCUCGGCACCCAAGCCAGAGCCACCGGGGCCGGCUGAACCCCAGCACAUCCACGGCGAGCCGGAGCUCAGCCCAGGAAGAGCCCGGCCCCCGAGAUCACCCAAGGGCCAGGAGGAGGAGGAGGGGGAGGAGAAGGAUGAGUCUUCAGGAGACAAACAGCAGCUAGCAGAAGUGGAGGAAGAGGACAAGCGCUGGUUGGAAGGCAAACAUCCAGCAGGAGAGGGAGAUGACGGUGUCGCCGACCGCGAUGCUGUGGCGUGUUUGUCUUCACAUUCUGAUGCUAAUGGCGAUGAUGAGGGAGAUGGUGGCGGCGACGACGCCGACACCAGCCAGCCGGUUUAUCCAGGCCUGCAGUUCUGCGCCAGCCAGCACACCGACCGGAUAUAUCUGUACUCCAAGGAUGGAGCUGCGCUGAACCUGAGCUUCAUCCCCCUGGACAUCAGGCUAACCAACUGGGACGACCUGCCGGAGGCCUUCAGCCGGCGCCAGGAAAAUCGAAUGCAGGUGCUGAGGUUUGUGCAGGAGUGGAGCGGCCUGGCGGCCAUGAAGCAGAAGCUGCUGCGGCGCGGCGGCCUGCUCUUCCACACGCCCUCGCUGGGGCUGCAGCAGCUGGCCGCCGCCCAGCGGCCGCACUCCAGCACCAAGAGGUACCUGGGCAGGGAGGACGUGGCUCUGGCCUCGGCCGCCAAGGCCCGGGAGGAGGACGGCAGCCUCCGGCUCGUCACCAAGGACAACUUCUUCGCUAAGAGGCGCUCGGCCUCCUCGCUGACGCCGCCUGCUGCAGAGAGGCAGUCCUCUGUCGUGCCGGAGCGGCCGUCGUCAGAUCCAGGCUACCUACAGGCUCUGGACAGCGAGGGCGUCCCGCUGUGUCUCUCCUGCCAGCAGGCCUGCUCCAGUGCCGGCGGGGCGUGGGACACGCGCUUCUGCAGCCACAGAUGCCAGGAGGAGUUCCUGCUGCGGACCAGCCAGACCCACAUGCGCUCGCGGGUCCUGGAGGUGGAGAGAGGCGUCUGCCAGCACUGCGGCCUCCAGGCCCACGACCUGUUCGUGAAGGUCCGCAACGCACCGCCCGGCCAGAGGAAGGAGAUGCUGGAGAGCACGUGGCUCGCCCAGCUGCCAAUCAAGCAGCUGAACGAGAUGAUCCGAGCUCCGGUGGAGGGAGAUUUCUGGCAGGUGGACCACAUCCGUCCGGUCUACAGCGGCGGAGGACAGUGCUCCCUGGACAACCUGCAGACGCUCUGCACCGUCUGCCACCGAGCCCGGACGGCUCAGCAGGCCGGAGAGCGGCGCCGGAUGAGGAAGAGCGCCGCCGCCUCCAAAGUUGCAUCAGACAUCAGCAGGUUCUUCGUGAAGAAAUAAAGACACGGAGCAGUUUAGUCAAGGAGAGCAGAUUAGAGCUUGAGAAGGUGCCGCGGACCCGCCCCCCCCCUCUGGUUCUCCGGGGACGGAGCUGCUGGACCUCAUUACAGCAGAGAAGAUGCAGCAGAAGACGUUCCUACGGUAACGACUGCAGCGAAUGCAGAUCCAGCAACUCCCCGCGGCCCCCCAACAGUCCCGGGUGCCGCCGGUUUGAUUUAUGACGGCCCGUUUUCUGGCCCCGGGCUGAAGUGGAGCAGGUCGCUCGGAGAGAUGCUGCUAUUUUCAGAUUUUGCAAACUUGGUGGAAAGAAAAGACGAAGGUGGGAUGAAGGAAGGCGUCGCGGGAGGAAACCGGGCGUCCUCCACACGCGGCGCCUUGUUCAUCUUAGUUUGGGAUGGAUGAGUGCUGCUGAGUGAAAUAAAACCAUGUUUCAUCUUG